UGCAGCCGCUGCGCACACGUGGAGCAUUAAUCACGCUAUGCUGCGCGCGUGCACUUGAGUGCGGGUCUCACAGGGGCCACUUUAGGGGCUGUAGCGGAAAAAAAGCACUGCAGGAAUGACCCAACCCCGCGUGCGUGAGUAAACAGCCGUGAACAGUGAGCUGCGGAGCGCGAGGGGCAGUGUGGAAAACUUAAGGCGCUGUCCGUGGUGCUGAAUCGCCCCGCGGCGUCCCCUCACGCGAGCCUGUGAGCGUCAUCUUUUCUGUCCAUACCUGAGCUCUCCUCCUCUUCCUCUAUCUCCCUAUCGAUGCAUGAUGGAAGUCUACAAUUUGAGCCUCCACAUUUAACUCGGACACCAACACCAUGAAGGACUUGUGGAUUUAAAAAAAAAAGCCACCAAAUGAAGAAUCCGCCUGGGCUCGACAAAAUGUUUCUGAAGACAUCAUUCAUCACGUACUUUCACUGGUUAUCUAUUUACUGACCAGCGCGAGCCCGAUUCAGCCACCGACCUCCCCCAUUCAUUUCAUCAUGUUGUAGAAAUGAACUGCUGUGAUUUUGUUGCCCUUCAACAAUAGACCUGCGUUUUAAAUCUAAAGGGACAGCAACGAUACCCGCCGAGACAUGGCUCGUCUGCUUGUGUUGGUCAACUCCGUGGUCCUGUUGCUUUUUGGCAGCGACAUGUUCUUGGUAGGAGCAAACCGGCCACCAGCUCCCGUAAAUGUGUCUGUCACGCAUCUGCGGGCCGACUCGGCGACUGUAUCCUGGGAGGUUCCAGAGGGGGAUAUAAUCAUUGGCUUCUCGAUCUCGCAACAGAGGCAGGAAGGACACAUGCAGCGAUUCAUUCGGGAAGUCAACACCACCAGCCGCUCUUGUGUCCUCUGGGACUUGGAAGAGGAGACAGACUACAUCAUCCAAGUCCAGUCAAUCGGCCUCUACGGCGAAAGCCAAGCAAGCAAGAAGGUUCAUUUUCGCACCCUCAAGAAGACAGAUCGCUUCCCCUCCAACAGCUCUAAUCAAGAUGACCCCACUGUGCAGGGCCUGGACAAGUCCCGGCAUCUACAAACAGGAGAGAUGAUCAUAAUUGUGGUGGUCUUGGUCAUGUGGGCAGCUGUUAUUGCCCUGUUCUGCCGGCAGUAUGACAUCAUCAAGGACAACGACUCCAGCAACAAUAAGGAGAAGGCCAAGCCGUCAUCGGAAAGGAGCACGCCGGAGCACCACAGUGGAGGGCUGCUGAGGAGCAAGUUUCAUCCUUCUGUGCCGUCCAUCAACAUCAUAGAAGUCUGAGAAGAAGCAAGCUGAAGAUAAACUCCUCUGGCUCUUCUACCAUCAACAAAUUUUCCACCUUUCUCACUGAUGAGGAAAAAAGCUGAUAAAAUGUAUAGUUUCUGUGGGUCGUCAUCAGUGAAUAAGGUCGGCUGAGGCUGUCUUUGCAAAGGACACACGUGCAUGCACACGGUAUUUGUAGGAAAACAAAAAACUACAGGUACACACCCAUUCACACGACCCUACACACACUUACACACACCACAAAGUACAGUAGCUAAACCUACUCCUACAGGUUGAUAGUACAUAAACUAUAAUGUUAACCCAUGGUGCAGUUAACAUUGAUGUCUUUGCCAGGUGCUUGGUAUGUUAUUGCAAUACAAAACACACAACCAUCUCUGGGAGGCUGGUCUUCAUGACUUUAAAUACGCAGUGUAUUUUUGAUAUUGGCAUGUGCAAUUAGACACCACCUUCACCUGUUCACCUGUUAUAGGAAACUCUGCUUUACAUAAAUCAACAUUUUUCCAUUGCAAACAGUGUUAAUAUAUUAUCUCAUCACAAAUAUAUAUUAUCUGACUGCUGUGGGCAGAGUGUUAAUAAGAAGGGAAACACAUGUAUUCAUUUGUAAGAACAGCCACAAUGACAUGUCUUAAUUUUUUCUAAUAAUAUUUAAAUACCAUUUUCUGGAUAACAUUGUAUUUUUUCAUACUUCAUAAAUAACAAGCAUUAUAUCUGUACAUAUUUCAUUCAUUUACUACAGUUGCAUGCAGGUCAUUUGCCUGUAGAAUAGCAUUUGAUGUGCAUUCUAACCUAGAUGCCAAAAAUGGAGAAAUAAACAUGAUUGCAGUCCCGA
Molecule: messenger RNA, 2115 nt
Organism: Epinephelus lanceolatus (giant grouper)
Lineage: Eukaryota; Metazoa; Chordata; Actinopteri; Perciformes; Serranidae
Gene: fndc4a
Product: fibronectin type III domain containing 4a
Cellular component (GO): extracellular region; plasma membrane
Molecular function (GO): protein binding
Source: RefSeq, a predicted model, not a curated record